Cooperia oncophora is the source of this 297-nucleotide messenger RNA. The record is from the annotation of a GenBank genome assembly. NCBI's taxonomy places the organism in Eukaryota, Metazoa, Nematoda, Chromadorea, Rhabditida, Trichostrongylidae.
AUGCUUAACAACAAUGAGGUUAAGGGCUCAGUUUCACCGUGGCAGAAGGAGUGGCGUCCGAGAAUUUCAUGCCCAGUACUGGAAACUGCUUGUGAAGAAAAUGCAUUCAUCACUGAGCAUGCGAACAAAGGACAGCCAAAGAUAGACAACUUUUUCGAGAUGGCUGAUCCAUUUGCCAAAGAGGACGACAUGCUUGAUAUAUCUGACACAAUAUUCGACGUUGCGAAUGAGUUUCCGGAUAUCUACCUACGUGGGCGUUUAGUCGCUCCUUCUAAAAGCGAAUUCAAGAUAAUAGUG